AUGUCAAACUACGCAACGCAUGCGCUCCCCAAGAUCUCUAGUGCGGGGCUCACGCCAGACAACGUGGCCCUCGAACUCAAGUCGGCGAGCAUACUCCGCUCCCAGGUCGACAAACUGGCCGACUGCGUCUCGGAAACUUUGAUUGGUACGGCGAGAGAGAGGAUCUCUGGGUACGAGGCCUGGAUCAAAGGGUCCCGGGGUCCGGGGAGAGGACGGGCCACCCAAACGGUUCUAGACAUCAUUGACGAAAUCGACUUCAGGAAGAGAUACCUCGGAAAUCAGCUGACACUCUACCAGCUUCAGAAACAGCAAGAAACCGAGAAGCCCCGUGCGCCGGGAUCCCAUACGGCCAAACUACAGGCUUACAAUGAAAUCAAGGAUAUUGCGCAGGAACUGAUGGGCCUCGUGGCGGACAAUCGUAAUGUCACUAUUAAGACGUUGUACGAGAGCAACGAGUUUGGUGUCUCCGCGGCUGACUAG
Molecule: messenger RNA, 480 nt
Organism: Parascedosporium putredinis
Lineage: Eukaryota; Fungi; Ascomycota; Sordariomycetes; Microascales; Microascaceae
Source: the annotation of a GenBank genome assembly